Messenger RNA from Cryphonectria parasitica EP155, 603 nucleotides. RefSeq lists its product as uncharacterized. Gene Ontology annotation, molecular function: ATP binding; UMP kinase activity. Bases 1 to 603 code for a protein of 200 amino acids. NCBI's taxonomy places the organism in Eukaryota, Fungi, Ascomycota, Sordariomycetes, Diaporthales, Cryphonectriaceae. Gene Ontology annotation, cellular component: nucleus; cytoplasm. Gene Ontology annotation, biological process: CDP biosynthetic process; UDP biosynthetic process; 'de novo' pyrimidine nucleobase biosynthetic process. The record is from RefSeq and is a predicted model, not a curated record. The transcript is spliced from 2 exons.
AUGCCCAUCUCAGACGCCACAGUAAUCUUCGUCCUCGGCGGCCCCGGCGCCGGCAAGGGCACGCAAUGCUCCCGCCUCGUCUCGCGCUACGGCUUCACGCACCUCUCCGCCGGCGACCUCCUACGCGCCGAGCAGGAGCGGCCCGGCUCGCAGUACGGCCAGCUGAUCAAGGACUACAUCAAGGACGGCAAGAUCGUGCCGAUGGAGGUGACCAUCGCGCUGCUGGAGAACGCCAUGAAGGACGCCGCCGGCGCCCCCGGCGCCAAGCGCCGCUUCCUCAUCGACGGCUUCCCGCGCAAGCUGGACCAGGCCCUCAAGUUCGAGGAGUCCGUGUGCGCCGCCGAGUUCGUCCUCUUCUACGACUGCCCCGAGGCCACCAUGGAGUCCCGCCUGCUCGAGCGCGGCAAGACGAGCGGCCGCGCCGACGAUAACGAGGAGUCCAUCCGCAAGCGCUUUAAGACCUUUAUCGAGACCAGCAUGCCUGUUGUCGAGUACUACGAGAAGCAGGGCCGCGUCGCCAAGAUUGAUGCGACCCCCGAGCCGGAAGAGGUCGAGGCUAAGACGAGAGAGGCGCUGACGGCCAGGCUCGGUGAGGGAUUCUAG